GACCUCGAAGAGAAGGCAGAAAGGUUGCGAAGCCUACUUGAGGAGGAGGAGAUCCUUGUGGAACAGUACAGCCGGGUGGAGUCUGAGUCGAGGGAACGUUUGGAGGAAACAAGGAAUCAAGUUGGUGAGUUCCUGGACUACAUCCACGAAGAGCUGAUCGGCUUAGAAAAGGUGAGAACGGCAGCAUGUUUGAACUCGAUGACUAAGAGCUCUACUACGAGGACUGGCGAGUCUGGAGCCGAGGGUGUAGAUUACGAGAAACUUCUCGACGAGUUGGAGGAAGACCUCAAAGUUGUACAUACGGUUCCGAUCGUCCAGGUCAAGAGGGUUCUGAAUAGAUGGGUUGCUUCUAUCAAAAAAGAAGUGGAGAAUCUGUUUGCUUCGAACACCUUACGCCGUGUCACAGCCGAACAAGCGAAACAACUGGAGAGUUCAGGAAAACUUCACGGCUUGAUGGUUCUCUACGUUGACGAUAUCCUGUAUUUGAGUGACAAGGAUGUGAUCGAGGCAGUCCACCGGUUCAUAACUGAGGAAUGGCCCACGUCACCUCUUGAGUGGCUGAACGAGCACAAGGCGGUACGCUACUUGGGGGUUGAGAUCCUUCGAGAGCCUCGAGUUGAUGAACAUGGAAGCCGGCAUCAUGUGUACACCGUUGGGCAGUCGGCGUAUGUGCAGGACCUUCUACGAAGCCACGAAAUGCAGGAGGUACAUCCUACGCAGCUACCAGUGCCUAGAGAGUGGGUGGAGGAAGCUGAGGCUUCUGAUGAAAUCGAGGAGGGCUUUUCGGAGGAUACAUUACGACAGGCCCAGCGGGUCGUCGGAGAAGGCCUUUGGUUAUCCACGCGAACGAGACCCGAUGUCCUGUACGUGGUCAACCAUUUGGCUUCCCUGGUAUCAAAGACCUACGCCUUCAACUUGGAGGACCUCACGGUGAUGAUUGUGCCAUAA
Molecule: messenger RNA, 948 nt
Organism: Symbiodinium necroappetens
Lineage: Eukaryota; Dinophyceae; Suessiales; Symbiodiniaceae
Source: the annotation of a GenBank genome assembly